This is a messenger RNA of Leptinotarsa decemlineata (Colorado potato beetle), 1797 nucleotides long. RefSeq names its product glutathione hydrolase 7. Lineage: Eukaryota; Metazoa; Arthropoda; Insecta; Coleoptera; Chrysomelidae. Gene Ontology annotation, cellular component: plasma membrane. Gene Ontology annotation, molecular function: glutathione gamma-glutamate hydrolase. Gene Ontology annotation, biological process: glutathione catabolic process. The record is from RefSeq and is a predicted model, not a curated record.
AUUAACUUGAGUUUGACCUGAGUCUGAGUCAUCCCACUUACCAUUUCAAGAGAAAUAAUGUUCUGUUACUGUUACAUUCUUUUAACCAUUCCUACCUUUGGGGUGGGACUAGGCCAUGACGUUAAAGUUAACUUUUAUGGUUUUUACAGAAUAUGACUACCGUAGGGGAAUUAGUUACUGAGAAUCGAGAAGAUAUUCCUUUGAAACAAGGAAAGAAAUCAAGGAAAUGGUAUGCCUGUAACGAGGAUUUAUUCAGUGGUUCCAAGUAUAUCACCUUUGCCUUCAGCACCUUGACCAUAAUUAUCACUUUGGCCCUGCUCAUACAAAUUUAUUAUGGAGACUAUCAAGUAGUGCCACAUGGUAGUGUUGCUACAGACAGUUUAGAAUGUUCGAAAAUAGGAACUACAAUUUUGAAAAAUGGGGGAAAUGCAGUAGAUGCUGCUAUAGCAAGUGCCUUUUGUUUGUCAGUUGUCACGCCUCAUGUUACUGGGCUUGAUGCAGAAGGCCAUUUAUUGAUUUACGAUCACAAAACAAGACUCCCACCAAAUGUGAUAGAUUUCAGUGAUUCAUCAGCAGUUUCAGAACAUUUGCCCAGAUUGAUCUUAGGAUUAGCUUUUACACAUAAGCAUUUUGGAAGAUUACCAUGGAAAGAUUUAGUGGAACCUGCUGCAUUAUUAGCCAGACAAGGUUAUGUGGUUUCACCCAUGUUGGUUAAAGCAAUUACCAUUUCAAAAUCCGAGGAUCUCUAUGGUCGGUUAGAACCAGGUCAACUUUUACUGCAAGAAUAUUUAGCAGCAACACUUGAUAAAAUUUCCAGUAUAUCAGAAGAUGAACUAUAUAACUUUUUGAAUGAAAUGAAUAGACCACAAAUAACCCAAGCAAAUCAAGUGACUUUCAAUAAACAUUAUGUGUUUGUUCCAUCCAGUACCUCUGUUGGACCUUUGGUGGGACCUGCUUUGAACAAAAUUGCAAAAUUAAAUUUCACCAAAGAGGAAAGUCAGCAACCAGAAUAUUUAUAUCAUUUGGCUGAUAUUUCCAAAACAAUGUUUAUUGAAAAUCAAAUGGACCUAAAAUUCCAUCACGGUACUUUUUCUAAUGUUGCUGUUAUUGAUAAGGAUGACAAAUAUGUAUCUCUUGUAACUGGUAUGUAUGGAUUAUUUGGUUCGGGUGAAAUGACUGCACAUGGCUAUGUUUUGGAUGUUAAAAAUAAAACAAAACCAAGUAGCAGAGUAGCUAUGAUAGUAACUGAUGGAAUCUUGAUAUGUGGCAGAAGAAUGGUGUUUGGAGCAAAUGAUUUGACAUCAUCAACUGAAAUGAUAACUUCUUUAUUGACAGCAAAUGAAAAUAUCACCGAAAGCAUUGAAGCGCCUAGAUUUUAUAUUCUCACCAAUGGGACUAUGGGAACUGAAAGAGCACACUCCCCCUAUUUCAGUAAUGAAACGAUAAAAUACUUCAAAUUGAUAACCCCUGAUCCAAUUCCAAUGGCUGAACCAUACCAAAGUAUUAAUAUUGUAGAAAAAGUCAAGGAUAAUUUAAGCUCCCAUUCUGAUAGUAGAGGCGGGGGAAUCGCUGUUAGAUUUUGAAACAUUCUACUGGUACUUUGGCUGUGGCAUUUUUUAUUAAUAAAUUCAUGCUUUCAUGUUUUUUGUACUAAGUACUUAAUAGUUCUUUAAUGAUUGUAACUCAAGUUUUUACAAAUGAUUUUCUCUGGCUGUGAAUAUACUAUUUAUUGUUUAAUUAGUAAAUAAUAUUUAUUACAUUGUUAUAAACAGUUUAAACUAAUAAAAUUAAAACACA